This is a messenger RNA of Telopea speciosissima, 775 nucleotides long. Its product is annotated as ubiquitin-conjugating enzyme E2 variant 1A-like. Gene Ontology annotation, cellular component: nucleus. The record is from RefSeq and is a predicted model, not a curated record. Lineage: Eukaryota; Viridiplantae; Streptophyta; Magnoliopsida; Proteales; Proteaceae. The transcript has 5 exons. Bases 97 to 582 code for a protein of 161 amino acids. Gene Ontology annotation, biological process: protein K63-linked ubiquitination; DNA damage tolerance.
UUCACAAUCUCCCUCAAUUCUCUGGAUUUCUCUUUGUAUCCCUUCUCUCUCUUGAGCAAGAGGGAGAAAAAUCCUAGUUCUGGUCUGUGUCGGUGCAUGGAAAUGGAAUCUGAAGGAUCGAGGGUCGUAGUUCCUAGAAACUUCAGAUUGUUGGAAGAACUCGAGAGAGGGGAGAAGGGAAUUGGAGAUGGAAGUGUCAGCUACGGAAUGGAUGAUGCUGAUGACAUAUACAUGCGAUCAUGGACUGGGACCAUCAUUGGCCCUCCUAAUACUGUUCAUGAGGGGCGUAUCUACCAGUUGAAACUUUUCUGCGAUAAAGACUACCCAGAUAAUCCACCAACUGUGCGAUUUCAAACACGGAUUAACAUGACCUGUGUGAACCAGGAAACUGCAAUGGUUGAACCUUGUCAGUUUCCAAUGCUUGCUGAUUGGAAGAGGGAAUACACAAUGGAGGACAUACUUACCCAGUUGAAGAAAGAAAUGAUGUCUCCUCAGAACUGGAAGCUGGCCCAGCUUCCUGAAGGAAAUGAGGAGCAAAGGAUAGACCCGAAGGGGUUGGAGCUGAGAUGUUGUAUUCUCUAAAUAAAUUGAAAUGAAUCAACAGUAAUGUAUAUAAUCUCCAUGUUGAUGGCCUUAUGGCUGGUGCUGUUUUCUUCAAUUGCUGAUUGUGACAAAAGGCGGCAAGGCAAAUUGGACCCUAGGUAAUCCAACAUCUUGGGAUUGCUUGAUAUUUGGUGUUACUUUCUGAGUAUCAACUCAGUACAUAUGUUGGGUG